This is a messenger RNA of Alternaria rosae, 1236 nucleotides long. RefSeq lists its product as uncharacterized. Bases 95 to 994 code for a protein of 299 amino acids. The record is from RefSeq and is a predicted model, not a curated record. The transcript has a single exon. NCBI's taxonomy places the organism in Eukaryota, Fungi, Ascomycota, Dothideomycetes, Pleosporales, Pleosporaceae.
CUUUCACACAACAACAACACCACCUUUGUAGGCUUCACCAACAUCCUUUAGCUGCAGUCCUCGAUGUAAUUCUGGCACCCUGCUCACCGGCGAAAUGCCUACGCAACUGGCGCACCCAUCCCCGAAGCGCAAGCGCGAUCAACCCCCGCCUGUCCCUCUGCUCAACACGGCCCUCGCCCUGCGUCCCGCAUCAGCACCACCGCGAGGCAAUCCCGCGCCCUCAUCAGGCCCCGAUAGCCCACGAAAUGCAGUCGCAGAUCAGCUACGAGGUAUGAACCUCACUGCACUCGCGGCAAUACCCAUGUCCCCGCUCACACCAACCGACGAUGUAAUACGCAAGAAGCCAAAGCUCGAUGCCAUGAGAGUAGACAGUGGAACUGCAUCAGAUACAUAUACUAUACGCGAGCAAUUCAACAGCUAUACAAACGGGGAAGACUUGGAUACUGUCGCUGUCACGGCUGAGCUGGGCUUCUCUCGGGUGAUACCAGAGACCCCUCAGGCGUCGCAACCCCGCUUGUUGCCAGAUAUCGCUUCUUUUGCCCAACACACCAGCUUCGUCUCAUCGCCUAUACCUACGACGCUACAGUCGCAUACAGCUGCGAAGCAGAAGUCGCGCGCGCAAAACCCCUCUUCUUCGCAACCCCGCCCUCGGGCUAGAUCGCCGUCGCCCUCAAUGUCGGCUCUCACGUGGCGAGAUAGCGAGAUCACGGGACACUUGGUCGAUCCUUCAACUGACCCAGAUGAUGACGGUACUGGACUCAACGGGAUUGGCUUCAAGCCUACACCAGCAUUAGCAUAUGCAAGGUCGCAGAAGCGGCGACAACAGUUGACUGAGUGGAAACUACGUGAGACUCGCGAGGCGAGAGCAAAACGUAGUGAGAGAAGGCGAAGGGGCGUGCGAGACACACCUUCGAGGGAAGUGACAGUUGAACGCGAAGUCAUGCCUGUCAACAAGAUCGAGACCACGAAGCGGACGGUCAAGUUUGCUGUAUGAACUGUCGAGGAGAAGUAAUCGUAAUUCCGGAGAAGUGUAAUAAGGUGGGUAAGCCCAAACAUGGAUAAUGACCAUCUCACGAUACUUAUGAUACGAGCCAUGGGCGAGUACACGUUGGAUUAGCGGCACGCUUGGAGUACGGCGUAACAGGGAAUCCUUUCGGUUUACUAUACGAUUAGCAUCAUUCGUCGGGCGUUUUGUUCACUUAUAGCGUUAAGAAUCUACUCUCGAUUUUCUCUUAA